Molecule: messenger RNA, 2846 nt
Organism: Electrophorus electricus (electric eel)
Lineage: Eukaryota; Metazoa; Chordata; Actinopteri; Gymnotiformes; Gymnotidae
Source: RefSeq, a predicted model, not a curated record
ACAGUGUAACCUUAUGUCAGGCACGGGGUAGUCGCGUAGCCAGCAAACUCACCAGCGCGAAAGAGAAGCGCAGGCGAAGGCUCUUCCUAAACUGGACAAAGGAUACGGGAUAGUAGAGAAUGACAGCAUUCCCUGGAGUAGUUUGAUCAGAAGUGGGCACCGUGCAUCCAUCACACCAGCAGGCGAGACGUGAACCGCUGAAACGUUUGUUUUUACACGACCGUGUUAUCAGGAUACACGGUGCCGAUGCCCCAGACGCAGCUGGAGUGGCACUGAGCCUGAGAGAAAGAGACGAGCCCUCGCACCGCGCCGAACGCCGGCCCCCUUCUUGAAGGGCAACCGGGGCGAAAGAAGACAGAGACAGACAGAGAGGGAAAGGGUGCAAAAAGACAAAAAGGGAACCUGUCUACAGCCCUUCCCCCACCCCCAUCCCCUUACCCCCCCCGACAUCAUACCCUCUUGCAUCUGGUUUCGUGAAGGUGGCAAAAUUACCUCAGCUGUGCGCCUUCCUUCGAACGCUUCCUGUACCAGGUGUGGUGUGGAGAGUGGAGCGCUUUGGGGAGUCUCUGGAGAGACGGGAACCCUCCGCCUGUCAGUCUGAGUCCUCCCCUCCCCUCCGCGCCCCCACCCCCACCCACGGCUGCACCAUGACCACUGCGGUCCAGCCCAACGAGCUCGUCUUUGAGUUUGCCAGCAAUGGGAUGGAUGAAAUCAACCAGUUGGACGAUCCAUCAGUCUUCCCGGCAGUGAUUGUGGAGCAGGUACCUGCUGCUGACCUCAUGCAGGUGUAUUCAGGGCUUGAGGCUGACGAGGUCACCAAUGGCAUCAUGGUAGACACAAUACAGGAUGUCGUGGAGGAGAACAUUAUGGUGGGAGAUGUAGGCCUGUCUGUGGAGACUCCCGUGUCAGGAGGAGAAGAUAACAUGGAGACCAUAGAGGCAGCUGAAGCUCUGCUGAACAUGGAGUCUCCCAACAACAUCCUGGACGAAAAGCGCAUGAUUCACAGUUACGGAUCUCUGCUGGAAACCGACCUGACGUACAUAUCUCUGCGACCAGAUUGCAUGGACGUCUCUCUGGAUGAAUCUUCCAUGGAUGAGGUUCCUCAGAAGAGUCCCUCCAAACCACCCAGGAAAAACAAAAUGCGCAAACCCAGAGCUGUGCGAUCCUGCUCGCCCAUCACCAAUCCCGCUCUCCCGCUGAAGAAAAAGAGCAAAGAGGGCAAAGGUAACACAAUUUACCUGUGGGAGUUUCUCCUGGCUCUGCUGCAAGACAAGAACACCUGUCCCAAAUAUAUUAAGUGGACGCAACGAGAGAAGGGCAUCUUUAAGUUGGUGGACUCCAAGGCUGUGUCCAAGCUGUGGGGCAAACACAAGAAUAAGCCUGAUAUGAACUACGAGACCAUGGGAAGAGCCCUCAGGUAUUACUACCAGAGGGGCAUUCUGGCCAAGGUUGAGGGCCAAAGGCUUGUUUACCAGUUUAAGGAGAUGCCCUCUGACCUGGUGAUCAUUGACGAGGAGGAGGGCCAGUGUGGAGACUCGGGCCCCGUCUACGGAGGCCAGCGCUCCACGCCUCACGGGCGAGGUGUGGGCCGUGGGGCGUCGCGCGCCCAGGGGAAGGGCUCGGGCCACACGCACGCAAAGUCGUUGAAACGGGAGCAGAGUCCCAACCUGGUGUACCAGAGCACCAACGGCAAACAGAGCGAGUCACUACUGCAGACGGUCCACGUGCUUCAGCCCAACCAGGGCGCGGCCGUCCCUGCUCCCACACAGGCUCUGAGGACAAUUAACAUGCCUCCCCUUGUCCUAACAUCUGGACCACAGGGAGGAGCCCCAGUCACCCUGCAGACUGUGCCUUUCUCUUCUGUCCUGGCUAAUGGGGACUCCUCCACCCAUGGCUCGCCUCCGCGAGUCAUCCUGCACACAGUGCCUUCCUCCAGCCCUGGGAGCAAAGAUGUGCUGACCAUCCAGACUGCCUCUCUGACCACAGACAGCCUCACCACCCAGCAGCUCCUGGUGUCCAGCCUGGGCUCGGCCGGCGCCGGUGUCAUCAGCCCCACGGUGCAGCAGGCUGGCUCCCUGAACGGCCUCACCCGCCUGGUCACGCUUAACGCCAGCGGGCAACCGGUGGUAGCCCAGCAGCCAGGCACGGUCAUCGCCACCGUGCUGAAGCCUAGCGAGCUGCAGGGCCUGCAGGUGAAAGAGGAGAUCCUGGACCCACAGUACCUCCAGUCCCUGGUUGACGGCUGCCCUGCACCGGCUGCGCACUUCUGCAAGGAAGAGAUGGAGGCGGGGGUGGCAGAGCUCAGCCACAGGACCGUGAUCGUGGGCGCCACCAGCUUGGGCCACAUGGUGAACGGACACUCGGACAUGGGCUCAGAGCUGGCCAGCAGCCCCAGCGAGGGCCUCACCCCUGUGGAGGAGCUGGAGGUGAAGGAGUAGGUCGCCCUUCAGCCUCAGGCCACAGCCAAAGAGUUAGAGGAAAUGCUCGUCACUAUUUCCCAGUUCAUCUAGGUAAAGCCGGAGCUCUCUGAGACCUAAGAAGUUAACCAGGUCACAAAACUGUGGACACAAUCACCUAAUGAUUAAAUAAAUUCAGUGAAAACUGCUGGCAGACUAAGGACUAUUGUUUACUCACAUUUAUUGUGAUAUUGUGCCUAAAUCUGAAUGUUAAGGGAUAGUUGUGUGCUAGAGUUCUAUUGGCUGCCUUUCUGGUACCACAUUCCACCUGCCUCACCAUCCCCCCAAAUCAGAGAGCAGCCGUUUAUCACACCAGGGAUAGUUUCACCGCUUGUGCCACUUCAGACAUGUCUGUUUUAAUCAGUUUCAUCUCCACAGCCUUUUGCGGUU